UUUUAUCUUAAGAAGUCCAUUACUUUCACACCAGUAUUAUUCUAGCAAAAUGAGCAGCUCAGAUGAAGGUGGCAGCAGUUGCAGCACGUCCCAGAAAAGAUUUAGAGGGAUUCGACGGCGGAAAUGGGGCAAAUGGGUGUCGGAAAUUCGAGUUCCCGGCACGCAAGACCGCCUUUGGCUAGGCUCUUAUGCAGCUCCGGAGGCUGCUGCGAUGGCACAUGACAUUGCAUACUAUUGUUUGCGGGAGAAUGCAUCAUUGGAUGAUUUCAACUUUCCUUUGAUGCUGCCUGCUGGAGUUCAAAGAGGAAUGUCGCCCAGGUCCGUCCAGAAGGCAGCCACGGAUGCUGGCAUGGCUGUAGAUGCACAAAUAAUAGCCAAGCGUCCGGCGGAUUCUCCCGUAAAAGUGGAGGAAAAUGUGGUGAAUUCUAGACCGGAGGAAAGGUUUUCGCCAUGCGGGAAUGAUGGUUUUUCAGACAUACCAUCGUGGGAAGGCAAAGAGUUCAGCAGAGAAUUAGGUGAUCAAGCUUUGAACAUUUCGGUUGACGAUUAUCUCUGAGUAAUAUUCUCUCAGGCUUAGAUAUAUUGCCAAAACCUGUUUUAUGCCCCCGAGAAAGGUAAUUCUUUGUUGAAAGUUACGCAAGGAGUUCAAGCUCUACGAUUGUAACAUGCAAUUCAAUGCUUUGUAUUCAAAAUCAAGCACGGGCAAUUAAUGAUUGGACUCAUUAUGACGUGCGUUUGACUCGAUACAGAAAAAAGGGAAAUGGUUUCUGCAGAAACUGAAACAAUUCCCUA
Coffea arabica (coffee) is the source of this 792-nucleotide messenger RNA. Its product is annotated as ethylene-responsive transcription factor ERF020. NCBI's taxonomy places the organism in Eukaryota, Viridiplantae, Streptophyta, Magnoliopsida, Gentianales, Rubiaceae. Gene Ontology annotation, molecular function: DNA-binding transcription factor activity; DNA binding. The record is from RefSeq and is a predicted model, not a curated record. Gene Ontology annotation, biological process: regulation of DNA-templated transcription.